CUAGUUUUCUACGCUCGCACUAUCAAUAUUGGAUAUUGGAUAUUGGAUAUUGGAUUUCGUGCCGUCAGUUCAAUUUAACUUAGUUCGUUUCAGUUUUCGGUUAUGUACGAGGGCUGAAUCAGGUUGAGAAAGAACGAUUAACAUGGUCAUCUUAAAGGCCUUACUUUUAGCCUAUGUUAUUCUGGGUGCAAUUAAGUGUGAUUCAGAAUCAGAAGAUGAGUCAUCUACUAGGACUACUCUUCAGUUACGUGACAGUGUUAGGUUUUCUUACUCGGUAUCAAAUAUGUUUUUGGAUCUUAUUCGCGGUCAGAAACCACCAACAGCAGUCUUUGAAACUUUGGUGAAUAUUCAAACAUCUCAACGUUCGAGGCUCACAUAUAGGAAUGUGGAGCCUGUAAGUUAAUUUUGUAAUUCUUGUCUUGUGUAAUGUACUGUUGUUUCUCUUGAAUAAUAGUAGGUCUCGAAAUAUGAUUGAUUGAGUCGAGUCGAUUGCUUGCAGAAAGCUCAUGAACUUCGACAUGAACCAUAACAUUUAUCACUUUUGUCUCCUGCUUACCUCAACUGUAGUUGACGUUCGAUGGUUUUAAAAUUAUUUACUGAUGAGCGCUGGGGCUCUCCUAGGAUUUAUAGGUCAGAAGAACAGGUCUCAAUACUCAGGCUGCACGUUCAGUUUGAAAGUAGGUCAGCUGAUUUCUAAGAUUACCUGUCUAUGCUUGAAAAGAUAACUAAGAGCUGCCUGUAAGUGAAAGUAAUGGGAAUACAUCCCAAUAUUUCGCAACGUGCUUUUCAAGACAAAAGUGGGAACAUUGAGCGUUUGUCACAAAGAAGUAAUUUGACUGCUGGGAUUACCUUCAAAGCAGAUAUGUAGGGUUUUGGAUCAUAUAGUAGUUCACGUAUUGGUUUUUAGGUAGUCACGUUUUAGAGCGAAACUUACAAGUAAUUAGUGAGUUGGAAGAAAGAGAAUAUUGGGAGUAUAGGAAGUGGUUACGACUUAUUUGGGAUAUGGCAUAUGCCUUGCAGUUGGUCUUUUGUUUGCGAUUUUAAUGCCCCUUAUUGGACUGGUUUUCUGCUGUGCUCGAUGUUGUGGCAAAUGUGGGGGACGUGUGCAAUUUGUAGAUGCCAAGAACGAUCCUUGUAAACGGGUUAUUUACACAAUCUGCUUGGUUUUGAUUGUAACAUUUCAAUUGGCUGCCGUAGUUUUGGUUUUCAUUAACCACUAUCUGUUUCAUGAAGCUCUGGUGAAUAAAGAUCCACGAAUUGGGGCUGUCAGUCAGAUUAACCUGAGUCUUGUAGAAUUUGAAGAAGCCCUGAAAGAUAUGGUUCAGAUGGCAAAGAAUACUUCAUCAACAGAUCUGGCUGAACAAAAAGAACGCUUUAUGAGGAUAGUAGAUGAUGGCCUUGUCGAUUUCCAGGAAGAUUUCGCCAAAAUGUCUGAAGUACAUGAUGUGUCUAACGCAAUUUCAGAACUUCAGAAAACUGCUAGAAGUUUUAUUCCGGGAUCGGAGGCAAUCUCACAAAUCAACUACUUUAAUGAUUCCCUUCAUGAAAUGAUUGCUGAACUACCUAGUAUUCGUCAACGCCUGACCGAUACUCUGAAUACUGGAUGUUCCAUUGAUAAAAUAAUUGAAUGUCAAGAAUUAAUGAAACUAGCUAACGAUAAGUUAAAAGUCCGUCUUUCACCAAGUAUGUUCCAGCCGGAUGAAGUGGUUUCUUUAUCGAAUCAACUUCAACGCCAUCUUCACGAUGUUGAUUCACUUGAUGAAUUCAAUGAAACGAUCAAUAGCCUGGCUGUUAUUGUGAAACGUUCCAUUAAUGAUGACCUAAACCGUGCCUGGAAUGAUUUAGCUCAAUCCCCUGAAACUCGAGAAAAGUUGGCUAGCGUGUUUGAAGGCAUCCUUAGUAAUGUAAGUACAACAUUACAGUUGGUUCGUGAUAGUCUGUCAAUGGAUCGAAAUGAAGAGAUAAAUAAUCAUUAUUUACGGGUUGUCGAGUAUCUGUUAUAUGGUGGAAUAGCUCUUCUCUGCAUGCCCAUAUUGAUUUUCCUGCUGUUGUAUUUCGGACUAUGUUUUGGUACCUGUGGCGAUCGUCCAUAUGAAGAAGCCGGUGUAUGCAAUAGAGGCGUUGGCGCCAAUUUAUUACUUGCGUGGGCUAUUACUCCUAAAUUCGUGCACUCAGAAAACCUUGAGCAGUGGGAAUCCAUUAGUCAAGUAGUCAUGCCUAUUGCUAUGGGUACUGUUCAUAACUACGCUCAUAUUUGUGCAAAUCAUCAAUAA
Molecule: messenger RNA, 2273 nt
Organism: Heterobilharzia americana
Lineage: Eukaryota; Metazoa; Platyhelminthes; Trematoda; Strigeidida; Schistosomatidae
Source: the annotation of a GenBank genome assembly